This is a messenger RNA of Ectocarpus siliculosus, 1650 nucleotides long. The record is from the annotation of a GenBank genome assembly. Lineage: Eukaryota; Phaeophyceae; Ectocarpales; Ectocarpaceae.
GCUACGCUCUCGUUGCUCGUGCCCAGCCAACCUCCUGAGGUCACGGUCGAUCUACUCUCGGACGAUGGAAACUACGCUAACCUUUUGCGCAGAUCUACAGGGGUUGCCCGCAGACGCUUCCCAUGCUCAGCUCAAGACAAUUCACGGCGCUCUCACAAAGCAGGGAGAUGCUCUGCAGGAGGUGGCAAAAACGUUUUCUCAAACGACCGACCGAGAUGGCGGGGUGGCAGCGGCCAACAGCCCUCUAAUCGCAGCAGCUAUGGAGCACACCAAGCUGGCAUCUCUCGGCAGCCUGCACCUUCUUGCCGCCCAGGCAGAGGUACUCACCCCGCAAGAAGUGCCUGCGUUCAUUGACGUGACUCUGGCCUUCCUGGAGCACUGCAACUGGCACCAGGUCACGAUCGCGCCGAGACACCUCGGCAGUGUAUGCGAAAAGUUUGGCCAAGUGUGCAUCUCGGAGGGGAGGGCAUCAGAGGCGCUCUUGCCCUUGCGAAGUGCUGCAAUCAAGAUGGACGGAGACAGGUCAAGCCUCACGCCGCUACACCCAGAGUUUCUGCAGUGCUGCAUCGCGGCAAAGUGCUACAGUCUCGGGUCUCGGUUUAUGGACGACCGGCCCAUCUUCGGGGUUGAGCCCGUGGCGACGGGUCUUACCCCGGUACACUUUUUACGGCAUUUCUACUACGGAGGAAUCGUGUACAUUGGUGCAAAGCAAUGGAAGGGCGCCUUGGAUAGCUUCCUGAUGCUCCUCACCAUCCCGGCGAACGUGUUGAGCUCCCUUGUGAUAGAGGGGUACAAGAAGAUGAUGCUGGUGUCCCUGAUCAUUUCCGGAGAGGUUCCACCUCUCCCCAAGUACGCGUCCAAUUCCGUCACGCGCCACCUGAAAAGUCACACUUCUGACUACGAAGCCCUGGUAUCAUGCUUUCAGGCGGGAGAUGUCAAGGGGCUCAACGCGGCGGUGGUUGCAGGAAGUGAGAAGUUCAUCCAGGUUGGACUGGCACACGCUGACGAUGCUCAAGGCUACAUCUUGAACAUGGUGGAGGCCGGGGAAAUAUGCGCCCAGAUCGCAUACCCCGCUGGAACGGUGCACUUCCGGGAAGACACGAACACGCUUUCGUCGACAACCAUGACGGCGCGGUUGGAGGCUGACUUGCGAAGCACUGCAGAGCUAACAGAAAGAGUUCGGAAGCUGGAGGCUAGGCUGAUAGUCAAUCCAGUUUUCAUCCAGAAGAUGGUCGGCGAUCACUCUCUGCCCGGCGCUGGCCUGGGAGGCGCGGCCGGAUACUCAGCCUCGUGGGACGACAUUGGCAUGGGAGAUUGAUUGAACACGACACUGGCAUUCGCGUGGGAGAUUCUGUGCUUUUUGUCUGGCUGAUGGCGGCUUCGUUGUGCGAACAUGCGCAUUAGAUGUAGUGGAGCAUGUGAAACUGGUGGUUGGUGGUGUUGGACCAAUGAAACAACCGCGAGCGAAUAUAAUGUGCCGGAUGGGCUGCAAUAGUUUGAGCGUGCAUGCCAUGCAGAACCUGCAUGGCUGCGUCGGCUGUGUGCUGGUGUUUCUCCGCCUUGAUUUUUCCACGUGCUUGAUCGUGUUUAACAUUUUUAUGGCCAGCAAUCAGCCUGCUACGCUUAUGAUAACAGAGACGAAACUCUGCC